AUGAUAAACGACGACAACCAGUCCGCGUCUGAGAACCGCGUGAUUGAAAUAUGGAGGUACACGGAACAGCUACUCUCUGUAAUCCAAGCAAUGCGACUUGACCCAAGAAACAAAGUUCAAUAUUCUGCAUCUGAAGAUCAAAAAGAGAUACCAUUAUUAAGGAAAUUCCCCAGCGUUGACCUUGCGAAAUGCCUACAGGAGGCCUCGAAACCCAGCGUGACCAAUACGCCGAUAACCGCGCCCGCGAGCGCGAUUAACUUAAAGACGGACGAAAAUGACGUCCAGUACGUAACGAAUUACGUGUCGCGCAGAAAGCGCGGGAAAAAGGCAAGGCCGGCGGAGACAGCGGCCGCGCCGAACGUCAAGGUCGGCGAGACCGUUACGCCGGCGCCAAACGGCCGCCCCGCCGCGUCCCGCGACCCCUCUCGCGUCUCCCGCGCUUCGGUGGCAACGUCGCGCGCUUCCUCGCGAGCGUCAGUUUUUGACUCGUCGCGAGAAGAAAUGGAGGUGAUCACCGCCUCCGAAAACGAUGAGCCCGUGACUGAAUUGGAAGUCGCCGGCCCAUCCUCUCGACCCAGCUCCGACGACGACGGCUUCACUGUCGUUGAAGGCCGAAAACGGCGCAAAGCCGAAUCGGGUGGCCUCGCUAAAAAGCAGGCCACAAAUCCAACACCACAGGGGCGUCAGAACCCCCGGGCAAAAAAGCAGGUGCCAAUGGACACCUCCGCCCCUUCUGCCCCAGCCCCUAAGGCACCCAAAGCCCCUCCGCCUGUCAUCAUUCAGGACAAGGAGAAAUGGCAAACCCCCCGCGCUGAAAGCGCCCGGUUCAAAACGGUCGCAGAGGGGCGCCUCAGAGGUCUUCCCCCCGCGCAACCGUCCUCCCGCAACCACCUCCCCCAGAGUAUCACGACCCCCCAACCAGCAAUUCCAGCGCCUUCGGCGCAAAGCGGGCAGCAGGGCGGCAUAGACAGCGACAUUUCCCUUGUCUGCGAACUCGCAGAGAAGAUUGAUCUCGCUGAGAUUAGCACUCUCGCGUAUAAAAUUAGGUCCGCGAAAAAUAUCCAGGAACGUAUAAGGGCCCUGGCCGACCACGCAGCAGUGGUCGAAGCUCUAAAAAGCGCGCGA
Molecule: messenger RNA, 1125 nt
Organism: Iphiclides podalirius (scarce swallowtail)
Lineage: Eukaryota; Metazoa; Arthropoda; Insecta; Lepidoptera; Papilionidae
Source: the annotation of a GenBank genome assembly